This is a messenger RNA of Danio aesculapii, 1421 nucleotides long. Its product is annotated as insulin-like growth factor-binding protein complex acid labile subunit. The record is from RefSeq and is a predicted model, not a curated record. Lineage: Eukaryota; Metazoa; Chordata; Actinopteri; Cypriniformes; Danionidae. Gene Ontology annotation, molecular function: protein binding. The transcript is spliced from 2 exons. Bases 89 to 1156 code for a protein of 355 amino acids. Gene Ontology annotation, cellular component: extracellular matrix.
UGUUUCAUGUACACAGACACAAACACACACCUGUGGCUGCUCCUUUGAUGACAGACACCAAACUCAGUUUCUCCACAGAACCUCCAGGAUGCACCUGUUCUUCGUUCUUCCCCUGGUGCUGGAGGUCCAGUCUAUCUCCAUGAGCCAUAACUUUACCUGUGACUGUAUCUGCCAUGAGGGAUUCAAAAGUGCUUACUGUGCCAACAGUAAUAUCACCCAACUGCCCAUCGCUCUUCCACCGUUCACCGAAACACUUUACCUGUCCCACAACCACCUGAACACCAUCCCACCACGAGCCUUCAACACCACACGAAAACUGCAUGUCCUAUACCUGAACGACAACAAUAUUAGCAUGUUAGCAGACGGGGCGUUCUUGCUACUGGAAGGUCUUAGGAGGUUGGACUUGAGUCGAAAUCAUAUAUUAUCCUUGAGUGAAGGGUUUUCAAAGGGUCUCGGUUCCCUUCAUUGUCUUUCAUUGGCUGAGAACAGAUUAACCAGCGUAGACAGCAGUUAUUUCUUCCACAUGGACUCAUUACGAAGACUCAAUCUCAGCCAUAACUCCAUCCACACCAUCCAAAUGAGGGCGUUUGGGUCUGUAAGUACGCUACGCCACCUACAACUUGACUGGAACAAAAUAACAGUCCUCAAUAAUGGUAUCUUCUCCAUGCUACGAAGUCUUGAAGACUUAAAUUUGCAUCACAACCAGAUACAUAGCUUGGACGUUGGGGUACUUUCACCACUGACCAGCCUUGGUAAACUAGACCUCACCAACAACAACCUCUCCACGAUUCAAUUCAAGACCUUCUUGAGUCUCAAUACGUACAGCACUCACAUAAUGCUGCGAGGAAACCCCUGGCGGUGUGACUGCGAUCUUCAACGAGUUUUCCAGAAGCUCUGUAACGUCAAACGGCUGUUUCUGGAUGACUACGACAGCCUCACUUGCUACUCAUUUAACGACGAAUUUAACGGAAAUCACACUGUUUUUAAAGCGGUUGAGCUCUGUGUUGCAGAGAUGGUUACUGUCCUGGUCAUUACAAUCACUGUGGUCAUCACGGUUGUGGCGGCAAUUGUCAUGGCGGAGAAAAAAAGGAAAAAGAAGAACAAGGAAAAGCAUUGGACUGAAGUCGGCGAGGUGUCUUGUGGAUCACAAGACUAAAUGAAUGACAAAAUAUACAUUAAUCAAUAACUCAAACUCUCAUUACUUAAUAAGAUGAUGAAAUCUCACAUGAACUAUAACUGAAUGAGCUCUAUGCACAGUGUUUUUCAGCCAAUGUUAACCUCCGGUGAGAGCUUUAUGUGACUACUUUUAAUUUCAUAAGGUUCUACAGGUUUUACAGCAUUGAUGUUGUAAUGUAAUUCAAAUAUAAUCAGCUAAAUAGACUUAAGCAUCCGUUUGGUUGUUAAAGUGUAAAAGGAGACGA